Pelodiscus sinensis (Chinese soft-shelled turtle) is the source of this 890-nucleotide messenger RNA. The record is from RefSeq and is a predicted model, not a curated record. Lineage: Eukaryota; Metazoa; Chordata; Testudines; Trionychidae.
UCACACCCAUGGCAGGGCAGGGCCUGGGAUCGGGGCUAUAAGAAAAGGGGCUGGGAGCUGAGAGCCCAUCACUUGGGAUCGUGCGUGUGCAUCUGUCAGCGAGUCCCGGCACCUCCUGCUCCUGCCCCAUGGAAACCCUGGUGCCUGGCCGGCUGCCCUGCAGCACCCUCUGGAUGGCUGCCCUGCUGCUCUGGCUGGGGACGGGGGCACUCGGGGACAUCAGCACAGAUAACCUCCACACCAUCAUCCAAUACAUCAAGCCCUAUGGGGUGAAUGUUGAAUACGCCUUCGCCGUCAGCCUGCCCACAAGCAUUUGCAGAGACCCGUCCAGACUAGCAGAGGCGCUGCCUCAUGAAGAGCUGCAGAACAUGAACAGAGCCAUUCGGCGAUCGGGAAGCCUCUAUGAUCCCACUGGAGGGCACAUUGUAGCUGCCCAAGUGAUGUACCAGGGCCCGAGAGUGAGGUUGCACCCUGAGUGGCGCCUGCUGCAUGGCGGCCAGAACAGCCCUGUGCGGAAGCUCCUGGCCCGGACCCCUCAGGAGAAGAGAUGCCUGAUCUUCUUCACCCGCGACUCGCCCUGUCUGAGGACCUGCCUGAGGAAGAACGGGAACUUCAACAUCCUGCCGAUGGUGAGAGACACCUUCUCCCUCGCCGACAACAACUACCAGGCCUUCGUCUUCCAGCAGAUCUACGACAAGGACCAGGGGAAGGGCCAGGAGCUGCUGGAUGCCUGGUCCGAGCUGCGCGGGGCCGUGCCCCUGAUGCGCUGCGACAACAACGGCUGCCGGAACUACGCGGGGGACGGCACGUCCAACCGGCGCAACCCCAGUAUGGACGGGAGGCCGAUUGUGAGGCGGCGGCUGCACCCGCCUGGCAGGGGGCAGUAGGGA